GCAUGUGAAUUUUCUCCAGCAUAGGUACAGGUGGGCUGGUUCUCUAUCACACACACUUACCCAAUCCAGCCUCUACAGCCAGUGGAGUUUGUGUGCAGCCCUGCACUCAGGUGGAAACUUCAAAGCAAGCUACACUUUAACAGCAACAGAGCAGACUGAGGCAGCAUGAACUCGGGUACAGUACAGUAUUCCGGAGUGAAGUGCAGUGACAAAAAUCCUAGUGUGCUUACAGACGACGACUAUUACUCCAAGAAGAAAAGAUACGUGAAAAAAGAUGGGAGCUGUAACAUGGUUGUGCGGCACGUUCCAGAGGAGUGGCUUCUCUGGAUCACUGACAUCUUCACCACCCUGGUGGAGAUCCGCUGGAGGGUCAUGUUCUUGACAUUUGCCCUCUCCUACAUUUUAUCAUGGCUCUUUUUUGGAAUUUUGUUCUGGAUCAUUGCAUUGACCCACGGCGAUAUGAAAGAUCUCAAAAAUGAGCCAUGUGUUUAUGAGGUUCGAAGUUUUACAGCUGCAUUUCUAUUCUCAUUAGAAACCCAGACCACCAUUGGUUAUGGCUUUCGGGGGAUGUCUGAGAACUGCAUGAUCGCCAUCAUUGUAGUUACCAUCCAAGAUGUCAUCAGUGUCUUCAUUGACACUUUUGUCAUCGGCAUCGCAGUCGCCAAGAUGGCAUCUGCCCGUAAGAGAGCCCAAACGGUUGGAUUCAGCAACUGUGCGGUGAUCAGCUUACGUGACAGUCACCUAUGCCUGUCGUGGCGGGUCGGGGACUUCAGAAGGAACCACAUGGUAGAAGGUACAGCUCAUGCACAGCUGGUACGGCACCUGGCACACAGCACAGGAAAAGUUAACGUUACAUACAAAGACCUCAACAUUGAAGAGAACAACAUCCUCCUGGCCACCCCAACAACCAUAGUUCAUAAAAUCAGCCCUGGCAGUCCUCUAUACAAGGUGAGCUUGAAGGACCUGAGGAAGGAGAACUUUGAGCUGGUGGUCUCUUUCACCUAUACUGACGACUGCACAGGCAUCCUUCACCAGACACGCACAUCCUACACUCCAAGUGAGAUUCUGUGGGGCCAGCACUUUCAGGAGAUGAUCAGGGUCACCCGCAGGAACUACAGAGUGGACUACGCCCUGUUCAACCACACAGUUAAAGUCCUGGUCCCAGAAUUAAGCGCAGAGGAGUAUGACCUAAAGAAGUGCUCUCAACAGCCAAAACACAAACCACUCCACAUAAGUUCUCCAACGGCAGCUGUGGAAUUGGUUAAUGGGAAUAGUCUUGAGGCAGAAAAAGCAUCCACCAGCAGUGCUGUCCAAGAACACAAGCUAUAACAGUAGACUUGAUACAUCCUGGCUCUGCUAUAGCAUUUUGAAAUCAGGCUUCCUCAAAGGGUAUCACUAUCGUAAGAAAUAGCCUAGCGCACUUAUAGUUAGAUUUAGACAUAAAGGUGUGCUGUCAGUUAGCAGGAAGAUCUUAAAAAGCCCUUCUAACACAGACAGUAUGCUGGACUAGUACUGGAAUAUCACAUUAAAGCCCUGUAGGCACUUUGGCUUUGAUGAGAAUCCAGUUAGAGCACUAAAUUCAAAAUAAUAUAAAAGUUUUGUUUAAUUAGUAUUUUAUUUAUAUAUAUAUAUAUAUCUGUGGCAUUAAGCAGUCUUGCACAAACUCAGUAUCACUUUAUACCACUUUAUCACUGAUGUCACAGAUUUGAUGGACAUUACAGUCUCUUCUUACAUGACCUUGAAGGUUCUUUGAUAUCCCGAGAUGUAAAAAAGGUCCUCCUUGAUUAAAUUAUGAACCCAAACCUUCAACCUACAUAAGAGGCAAUGGAUCAAUUAUAAUGACAGUGACGUUAACCGGACCAAACUGUGGUCAGUCAGUGUGUCUCUUUGGCAUUAGCUGAGUAAGUGCAGAACACUGUUCCACCUUAUUUUGCAGAGUGGUUAACCUUUCCGUCCAAACAACUAAUAAAAUCUUUUGGAAACAGA
Onychostoma macrolepis is the source of this 1986-nucleotide messenger RNA. It is a transcript of the gene kcnj16a, whose product is annotated as potassium inwardly rectifying channel subfamily J member 16a. Gene Ontology annotation, biological process: regulation of monoatomic ion transmembrane transport; potassium ion import across plasma membrane. The transcript has 2 exons. Lineage: Eukaryota; Metazoa; Chordata; Actinopteri; Cypriniformes; Cyprinidae. The coding region runs from base 166 to 1329 and encodes 387 amino acids. Gene Ontology annotation, cellular component: plasma membrane. Gene Ontology annotation, molecular function: inward rectifier potassium channel activity. The record is from RefSeq and is a predicted model, not a curated record.